Microthlaspi erraticum is the source of this 333-nucleotide messenger RNA. NCBI's taxonomy places the organism in Eukaryota, Viridiplantae, Streptophyta, Magnoliopsida, Brassicales, Brassicaceae. The record is from the annotation of a GenBank genome assembly.
AUGUUAGAAGGGAAAGCAGUAAUGGGUGAGACAGAUAUGAAGCAAACAAUGAAGGAAGAUGCUCUCAGUUUGGCCGCCAAAGCCCUUGACUGCUUUGACGUCACCGAACCUACCCUAAUCGCCCGAUUCAUCAAGAAGGAAUUUGAUAGAAAUUACGGAUCGGGUUGGCAGUGCGUUGCCGGGACGCAUUUCGGAUCCUUUGUGACUCAUUGCAGUGGCUGCUUCAUCCAUUUCUCCGUUGGUAACCUCACCAUUUUGCUUUUCAAGGGAUCAGCCGGUGAACCGGAGGUCCGUACUGACGGUCUAGCCAAUUUAGACAUUAUUGUAAAAUAA